GGUACGGCAUUGGUAUCAGGAGCCAAAAAAUUGUAUUUGUACAACACUACAUUCCUGUAUUUUUAUAGAUAAACUGAGGAAAGAUCAGAGAAAAUUGCCAUUCAUUUGAUGCAAUUUGAACAAACAAUAACAUUCAUGCUUCAUUACAUUAUUACAUUUUAAAUGAAUCGUUGUUGGACACAUACGUAUGAGAACAACUACUGUACAUUACCUUAAAGAGCCCCCAAAUUCAACUUGUUUUUCAUUAUAUAUAACAUAAAUGGACAAAAAUGGCUAACAUUGCAUAUUUGACAUGUAAACACAAGCAGCUUGACACUUGACAAGCUAUCGUCAUCAUGGUCCUAGCACCGUCCCACAUCUUUACAGCCAACCAGUGAAAACAGCGUUCAACAGGAAACCCCGUCGUGGGGGGAUAUUUUUUACUCUUUCACGCAAUUAUACAUGAAUUGGUUCAGGUAAGGACUCUGGUUUGUUUAGUAAAAUUGUCUAUAUCCAGCAAGAAGCUAAUGUUCGCCUCUUCGCGGUUGACGACGCCUCCGCCGUCGAGCAAAAAGGGUGCAGGCGGUCCUAAAGCCAGCCAUUUUGAGUGGAAUUUAAAUUAGCAAGUUGGGAAACACUGGUACAAUUCACCUUCAGACAGAAAGAUGGCUUCCCCGCAGGCUGGUAGCCCACCUCCCACGGAGCAAUAUACCCCUCCGGCACAAGACGAUGAGUCCCACCGUGAGGAAGAGGCACCUGUAAAAAAACGGGGCCGAGGCCGUCCCCCGAAAGCCAAACUGACGUUCAAGUGCUCAUCCUGCGCCGAAUCCUUCAGGAGCUUAUCAGCGCUACGCGGGCACAAGCUUUCCGCGCACGCUAAGGAGCGUCCUCAGCAGCAACACGCGUGCCCUCUGUGCCAAAAGACAUUCUCCAGCAAGGCUCAGCUCUCCAAACACGAGAGCACGCACUCGGCCCGACGGCCUUUUCAGUGCCCGGACUGUCACAAGGCAUACAAGACACCCACUGAGCUGCGCAACCACAGCCGCUCGCACACGGGCGAGAAACCGUUUGUCUGCGGCGAAUGCGGCAAGGCCUUCAUGCAGGCCAUCUGCCUGAGGAUCCACACCACACAGCACAACGGUGAGCGUCCCUACUCCUGCCGGCAGUGUUCCAAAAGCUACCCCACGUUGUCCAAACUCAAGGUCCACAUGCGCUCUCACACCGGAGAGAAGCCUUACUUUUGCAGCGAGUGCGGCAAGAGUUUCGCCGACCCCUCCGUGUUCCGCAAACACAGACGCAACCACCAGGGCCACCGGCCGUAUGCCUGCAAUGAGUGCGGCAAAACCUACACGGAGCUGAAGGACCUGAAGAACCACGAGCGCUCCCAUACCGGAGAGAAGCCGUUCCUGUGCUCCGACUGCGGUAAAGCCUUCUCACGCUCUUCUUCGUUGGUGUGCCACCAACGCAUCCACUCGCAGAAGAAGCCCUAUCAGUGCGAGCAGUGCGGUAAAGGCUUCACGCAGCUGUCCUCGUACCAGUCCCACCUCCGAACGCAUUCCGGGGAGAAGCCCUUUCUUUGCCCGCAGUGCGGAAAGAUGUUCUCCGACCCGUCUAGUUUCCGGCGUCACCAGCGAGCCCACCUGGGUUUCAAGCCCUACCCGUGCGACAAAUGCUCCAAAAGAUUCCGACAGCCGGCCGAUCUGGCCGUGCACGAACGGGUCCACUCCGGGGAGCGACCUUACAAAUGCCAGAGCUGCGACAAGGCCUUCGUGGCGUCCUGGGAUCUGCGGCGCCAUUUGCUAGUCCACACGGGCUUGCGGCCCUUUUCGUGCACAGAGUGCGACAAGUCCUUCGCAGAGCGCUCCAGCCUCAACAAGCACCGCAGGGUGCACUCGGGGGAGCGUCCUUUCAAAUGCGGCGAGUGCUCCAAGUCCUUCGUGGUGUCCUCUAGCCUCCGCAAGCAUGAGAGGACUCAUUCGGCCGAGCAGGCGCAGCGACAGAGGCAAACCGAAGAGACGGAAACUGCAAGUUUUGCUAGCCACCCUGCGACUCUCCCGCAGUUCUCCUGCACUCACUGUGACACCACCUUCGACACCUGGGAGGAGGUUCAGGCACAUGAGCGGCUGCACGUCACCGAAAAGACACCGAGCUCGCACGUGUGCGCCACUUGCCGGGCAGAGUUUGCCGAGCCGGCCGAGCUGCAGGAACAUGAGAAGCAACAUCCCAAGCCGAGGCCUCACGUGUGCGCCAGCUGCGGCAAAGGCUUCCUUAACCGGGCAGGCCUGCGCAAGCACCAGAAGAUCCACUCCAGCAGUAAACCUCACACCUGCUCCCAAUGCGGAAAAGCCUUCCUGUUCCCCGCCUACCUCCGCAAGCACUUACGGACACACGCGGCUGCCUCGUAUUCUGACCUGAACAUCGUCCACACCGAACCACUGCCUUCGCCUACGCCACCCCCCAGCGACCCGCCUAACGACCCGCCCCCGGACACCACGGAGCCCAGCGGAAUCUCUUUGAGCGUUCCCGUCACUGUUUCUGCCGCUGCUUUUCACACUCUACCAGAAUACUUGAUCAAGGAGGAAGAACUUUAAACAUGUUUAAGUAGCCUCAAAGGGACAGACAACCCAUUUAUCACGUGCAUUCCAGUCGUCAUAGAAGCAGACAUUUUUUCAAUGCUAGUACGUAUUUAGCCAAUCAAAUGCAAGUGUGCCAGAUUGCGCGUCCUUCCUUGUAACAUCAUGAUUCAAAUCUAAGUAUUAGUUAGUAUUACUCAUUAUAUAUUGUUUUUUAAUUCAAUAUGGUAUUGGUUAAAUACAAGGUGGGGCAGAGCAACUUGCUUAUUUAAAUUUGGCGCCCUGAAGAGAUGAUUGCUCUCAGGACGAUAGGGAUGGACUUAUUUGAGAGGGUGGGGCUUAAAGUUUGGUUUUCAACAUGCGUUAUUUAUUUUGUGUUUUUUUUUUCAGCAACCCCAGUGAGCAUCAUGAAGCAGACGAAUUUGGAACACCCUUUCGCUGUUGAGGCAUUUUUUUCAAGCAUUCGCUCAGUCACCAAUCACCUAACAGUUACACAUAGUUCGUGUAGAGGCUGUUGUUGAAGUUCUCUGGGGUUUUCAGGACUCCAAUAGCGCAUGUUUUGCUUUUUUCUAGAUUCCGAAAAAUGGAAGUGAGCCUCAUCACCGAAGAAAAUAAGUGUGUCGUCAAGCAAGCCGAGAAGCGGCAUGCAUUUUCACGAGCAAUAAAAUCGUGUGGAUUAAGUUCCUGCACCAUAGCUAAUUUGUAGGGAUGAAAUUUCAAUUGUUCAUUGAGGAUUCAUCUCACAGAACGAGCAGACAACCCAAGACCAGAUGCUUGUUUGCAGGCAGACCGUCUGGGAGAUCGCAAAACAAAUUAUCUCACCGUGUCAAUGUUUUGGGGUGACCUUGUUGUCCGUGGGAGGCCAGGUUUCUUUUUCUUUACAUCACCAGUUUCCCUGAAGUUGUUUACCCAUGAAACAAUCGACUGCCGACCAGGAACACGACCACAGGGGGCAUAUAUUGAAAUGUCUAUGGAAUGCACGUUGUGUCGCGGCGAUUGAGCGACCGCUUGAAAAAAAUGCCUCAAAAGUGAAAGCGCGUUCCAACUUCGUCCACUCCAUGAUGCUCACUGGGGUUCCCGAAAAAUAAACACAAAAUAAAUAACGCACGUUUAGAACCAAACUUUAAGGCCCGCCCUCUCAAAUAAGUCUAUCCCUACCAUCCUCAGAGCAACCAUCGCUUCAGGGCGCCAAAUUCAAAGAAGCAAGUUGCUCUGCCCCACCCUGUAUUUUUAAAAUGAUAAAUAAAUGUUAAAAAAAGACUAAAGAUUAAAAUGAAUGAAAAUCAGAAAUACAUACACACUGGUUACGGCCCCAAGUAACUCUAAAGUUCAUUUUUUUCCCCAUAGUAUUAAACUCAUAGCAAGCCAUUAAAGGCAAUAGACGUCCAAUUCAUUUUUACUGGGAGGAUCAUUCGCCCCCUCUUAGUCAAAAUGGCAGCCAAUGAGUUAAAUGAGGGCUGUCAGGGUUUAAAAAAAAAAAAAAAAAUUUAAUCAUAUUUCGUGCACGAAAGGGUUAAGUACUCGAAGCAAUUUUCUUUCACAUGAAAGUCAGAACUACCAGGCGUUGUCUGUCCCUUUUCUAACGAAUAGCAAAAAUUCCCCCCAAAAUUUGCAAAUUUCCUGAAAAGUUUUGCGGAAAUUUCCAUGGAAAUUUAUCAUUUCUCUUGUACAGUCUGAACUUUAGUAUUAUAUUUUAUUUUGUACGCUUGAAAAAUAUUUACUUUAAAUUUUGUAUGAUUUUUUUUUUUUUUUUUGCGUACUAUAAACGAGAAAUUAGGGGGAAUUUUAAAUGGUGGAUUCUGGAAAUAUCCCAAAAUGUAACUUUUAAUCACUGUAAAAUUCCAUUAAAAAAUCAGAUGGGCAACAAGAAUUUUCCAUUGUAGCUUAACUGAAAAAUAUUUGCAUUAUUUUGUUAUUGUGACCCUUUUACUGUGUUUUGCUAUUGUUCAUCAUGUAACGACAAUGCAACCAGCAUUAAGUAUCAUUCCAAGAAGGAAUAAAAAUCUGAUUUCCCAUUAUCUAGUGGUGAUGUUAUCAUUUGAGUG
Corythoichthys intestinalis (scribbled pipefish) is the source of this 4597-nucleotide messenger RNA. RefSeq names its product zinc finger protein 668 (gene znf668). Gene Ontology annotation, biological process: regulation of transcription by RNA polymerase II. Gene Ontology annotation, molecular function: DNA-binding transcription factor activity, RNA polymerase II-specific. The coding region runs from base 645 to 2570 and encodes 641 amino acids. The record is from RefSeq and is a predicted model, not a curated record. The transcript is spliced from 2 exons. Gene Ontology annotation, cellular component: nucleus. Lineage: Eukaryota; Metazoa; Chordata; Actinopteri; Syngnathiformes; Syngnathidae.